Messenger RNA from Seminavis robusta, 831 nucleotides. NCBI's taxonomy places the organism in Eukaryota, Bacillariophyta, Bacillariophyceae, Naviculales, Naviculaceae. The record is from the annotation of a GenBank genome assembly.
ACAUCCGUCCUCUAUCAAUCAAUCAUCAAUCCAAGCAAUCAAUCCAAACAAGCAAGCACUGUCCUGACGACCAAGAUGGGCGAAACGAAGCACACUCAAUCGCAGGCAAAGCGAGACCUUGACGAGAAGCUGCGGCUGUCUACUCCAAGUCGUCAAGUGCUGGAAGAACUUGCGGUUGCCUGUGCCAAGAAUCCAUCACCCGACAAUACGUUCCAGUACGCGUUUGCUCUGAGCAAGUCGAAUGAAAAGUCCGAGCUGCGCUAUGCCAUUACCAUCCUUGAUGGACUAGUCAGCGAAGGUUAUAGCCAUCAAGUGGAUUGUCUCUAUGCCGCAGCGACGGCGUUGUAUUUGCUGGGAGACUACGAAGAAGCAAGAACCAGAUGCGAAAACAUUCUGCGAUCGAAACCAGGAUCCAGAAUUGCCAGCGAACUGCAUCUUGCCAGUAUCGAAUCACAAGAACAAAAGGAAUCACAACAACUCAAACAAGCAGCCGUUGGAGGCACUGUAGCUGUGGCUGCUCUGGGAGUCAUUGCAGGUGUUGCCAGUGUCAUGCUAGCCAAAAAGAACUAGUCGAACCUUCUCUUUGGUUGCUACAUGUACCUUGGCCUUGGAUGGGACUGUCACUCAUACUCGCUCAAUAGUUCACACGCUGCUGGAUGCUUUAUUUGUUUAUUUCAAGUUUGCUACCGGUAGCCAUCCAAACAUCUAUCCUGUCCCAAGAACAAUCUGAGGGGUUGCCUGGCUGUUGCAGCAACCUUAAUCUAGAACAAACUUGGAAUGCAUUAGUAGUAUAGUCCGACAAUUAAUUAAUUGCCCUGGAUCACAUCCAUC